This is a messenger RNA of Mizuhopecten yessoensis (Yesso scallop), 2466 nucleotides long. RefSeq lists its product as uncharacterized. NCBI's taxonomy places the organism in Eukaryota, Metazoa, Mollusca, Bivalvia, Pectinida, Pectinidae. Bases 91 to 1449 code for a protein of 452 amino acids. The transcript is spliced from 2 exons. The record is from RefSeq and is a predicted model, not a curated record.
GACGACGCUAGUGUCUAUUAACCUGUGCAUGGUCCAGGAAUCUGAUGCGGGUGCACACUGCCGAUUUCAGGAUAAAAUACGAAAUCAGCUAUGACGUCUGUGGAUGAUGUGUCCGAUAUUCUCUCCGAGAUAAGAGAUCUUUUACCAACUAAGUUUAAUAUUAGCGAAAAAGUUGAGAUUGCCAAAGAAUAUUUCCAAAAGGAUGACGGAUCAUUAAAUCUAACAAGAUUAGAGGAAGUCUACACCAUUUUGAAAGACCUUUAUGGAUAUCUUCCCGAGUUCACAAGUGGCGAUCCCUCCAGGCUGUUACAGGGCUUGGUGGGGAUAGUGUCAUCUGUCUCCUCCUUCACAGGCGUGGGAGGGCAAGCUGUUCCCGUCAUCUGUGGUGUGUUUCGUAAAGUUUUCGCCUCUUUUGGGGGUAACAAAGUCACCAUAGGAGAGGUCGUCGAAGGUGAAAUCAGACGGGUAUUUUCUAUUCACAGCGACGAAACACUCCUGGAGGAGGGCGAGGACCUCCACCUCAUGUACCGGUUUGCUUUUGACUUCCUUAACCCAACAAGUGAGAGAAGUGAAUUUUCGAAGCAUGAUAUUACAAACAUGAAUAUUCAAAUGAAUGUUUUUCAAGGUGCCACUUUUCUUCGCAAGCUUGGAAAGUUGACCAGGGAGCUGGCAAAGGAACAUGAAGAAUCCGACCCUAACAAAAAGUCUGAGAAAGCCAACAAAGCUAGGCAAUUCAUCGAGUUAUACAUAAAGCUUGCAUUACUGAGUGACAUGGUUCUGUUGAACUUCUUUACAAUCACCAACUCCACAAGUCACAGCCAGCAUCUGGCCGGAGGAAUACAGCGGGUGAUCGGCUCCUUUGAUGAACAGGACAGAGAAGCUCUCGGUAUGCUUCUCAAACCCACGAAAGAAUACGUCUACAUUGCGUCAUACAUCAAUGAAGAGGAGUGCGAGCUUUUCAUGAAGUUUCUUGAGCAUAAAAAUCUCCUGUUGGAUCAGAGUUGGUUGCAACACGGACAGUUUGAACUUUGUUCAGUUAAAUGGCCAAAGUGCCACGCUUUACGCCUGAGGGCUCACACAUCGGUCUUUGGAAACGGCGAUCUGAGGUUUUUACGCGGUACUAAGGAAGCGGCUGGACCGGAAUCCUUGUUUUGCUUUAAACAAAUCCAUCCGAACAGAAGUUAUUUUUCUAUUACUCAGAUGGGGAAUGCUGAUGAGUUUGUAAGCAUGACGAAGGGCUCAAACAGAUGGGUGAUGUCUCUAAAAGGUGUUCAAAAUCCCGAGAACGAAUGGAAGAUCAUCCAGAUGGAGAACGGAAACUAUGUGUUUUCUCCGCGUGCUUUUCCUGAUUAUUUCAUGGGUAUGACCAAACUGUUGGAUGGAAGUAUUGCCGGAUUCCUCGGAGGUUAUAAUGAACAGGUUCAGUGGACACUUAAAGUCUCAGAAUGAGUCCCUAUCUUUCUAAACUCCGAUUUCACUAAAACGUUACUACGUAUGUGACAAAUCGUAUAUUUGGAGUGUUAGUGCAUUUUUUCAAUAUUGCAAUAAACAAGUAUUCAAACUAUUCAAAAAUAUAAACAAAACUUGACGAGAUUUUAAAAGUGCACCUGCAUAAAAUCACAACUUAGAUGUAAUAUAUUAUUUUUUUAGUGUGAAAUAGAAAUGUGAUUUGAUGGUGUUAUGACCAAGGUAACGGGCUACUUUACACAGAACAUGGAAUAUUAGAACAAAGCAUGCUGUGUUAACUAUGGUUUAUAUUGCACAGCUGUCACUCAGAAAAUAGGAAACAAAUAUCCGGAUUAGGAACACCCUGAAAUCACCUGUUUAGGUAAUAGGAGAUUAACAAAAUUCAUCUAUGGAAACUUGUUUAACUGUUAGCAUAUCUGUUUGAAAGAUAUCUCAAAUUGGAGAAAAAUUUAAUGUGACGAUCUAUCUUUAAAGAGAAAUGAACAGUGACAAAGUAUGGCACUAAAAUCUUUUAAUGAUAAAGCAUUUCAUUUUCAAAAUAUAGAACAAACAUAUCUCAUGAGUAUUACGUACAGUUUUUUUUGUUACACUAUAACCACGAUUAUAUAGAUAUUGACACAGCGAUAUCAGAUGUCCGUCGUGUAAGCGACUUGACCAAGGAUCCCGCUUGACUAAUGUAUUUAACAAUUUUGCUACAGUGUUUUCGCCUCUACUUUGUUGUGGGUUUCAUAAUGAAUGUUCACAGUGACUGUUUUCCAGAAUGUGUAGCCUUACAUCACAUAGACCAGCGGUUACAUCUAUUUACCUGUAUUUAGGUGUAUUAGUAUUAUGAGUUAAGUUGUUUUGCGAUAAGUUGACACUUUUAUCUGCCUCCUAAUCGAUUAAGGAUUGUAACAUUGUAGUACUGGAUAAAGGGGAAUGCUAUGACGUUGCUUUUAUACCAAAAGAGUUUAUUUGUAUUUCGUUAUAUCAAACAUUGAUCGUGUAAAUAUAUAUGGC